Suillus paluster is the source of this 1309-nucleotide messenger RNA. RefSeq lists its product as uncharacterized. The record is from RefSeq and is a predicted model, not a curated record. NCBI's taxonomy places the organism in Eukaryota, Fungi, Basidiomycota, Agaricomycetes, Boletales, Suillaceae. The transcript is spliced from 7 exons. The coding region runs from base 86 to 874 and encodes 262 amino acids.
UGGAUGACAACGACGAGCGCUUGGUCGCUCGUGCGAAGACCCAUGCAAAGCCUGCAGUGGUAUUGACCCUUUCACGCCUACAGCCAUGUCCAAGAAAGAUGUAGACCUGCCUGACUGGUCUAAAUUGACGAGCGCUGUUAUCUCCCGUGCUUCUCAUGCCCUGACAGAGGCCAAACAACUGAGCAAUCAGGUCAUGUCCCAGCAAGAUGCAGACCCGCCCAACUGGUCGAAACUGUCAGACACUAUUCGCUCCCGUGCUUCUAAUGCUCUGACAGAGGUCAAACAACUCGCUCAGGACGUGUCCCAGAAAGACAUAGACUUGCAAAACAUCAACUGGUCCAAAGCGUCGGGUGAUGUUCUCUCCCGUGCGUCUGAUGCUCUGACAGAGGCCAAACGAUUGGUCAAUGAGGCCGUGUCCCAGAAAGAUCUAGACCUGUCCAAUGUCGACUGGUCUAAAGUAUCGGGCAAUAUCAACUCCCGUGCGUCUGAUGCUCUGACAGAGGCCAAAAAACUGGUCAAACAGGCAUCCAUAUAUUGCAACUGGAGUUCUGCUAUGACAAUUAUGUCCCGGCAAUGCCAGGAGAAACUACGGCCGUUCAUCAAGAUGAUUUAUGAUCUCGACUGGCCCAAACUGCGGGGUGCUAUUCUCUCCAGUGCUUUUUACGCUCUGACAGCGGCCAACAACUGGUCCAUCAGGCAUCCGUAUGUAGCAGCUGGAGCCUUGCUGUGCACCUCUGCAUCUGCAGAUCAUGAGGUCCUCCUUACAUCAUUGCAGCUCACGGGAAUCACCGCAUUGUACGUGUAUUUUCUCCCGGCACGGCCGAUUAUUUGGCUUCUUGGCUUCGGGAGUCUAGGAGUAAAGCAAGGUACUUGAACACAGUACUUUCCGGGUGCUAACUAAACACGCCUCGACAGGUUCAUUUGCAUCCCAAUAUCAGUCCCACCACUAUGGCGGUUCCGUGCCACGGGGCUCUGCAUUCGCGAAACUCCAGUCGUAUGGGGACCACGUCAUUGACAGCCAUGCCGAUGCUUGUCUCCUUGUUGUCAUACACUGGAGCUGUAAUUGUCUUGGGCAGGAAGUGGGGGUGGUGGUUGCAAUGAGAUGACUGGUCUUAUUUUGUGGGAGCUUGAUGGAUACUAUGGCGUUGGUAGUUGAUGCAUAUGGUACAGAUGUGUGUAGACAACAUUGAUAGAGACUGGUUUUGACCUUUCAUACUUGCAGCCUUAUCCCAACAAGAUCUAGACUUGCCUGACAUAGACUGGUUGAAGUUGUCAGACGUUGCGGUUCUUGUGCUCUGACAGUCAGAAU